Messenger RNA from Megalops cyprinoides (Indo-Pacific tarpon), 1551 nucleotides. RefSeq names its product inhibitor of growth family, member 2 (gene ing2). Lineage: Eukaryota; Metazoa; Chordata; Actinopteri; Elopiformes; Megalopidae. Gene Ontology annotation, biological process: positive regulation of DNA-templated transcription. The coding region runs from base 161 to 991 and encodes 276 amino acids. The transcript has 2 exons. Gene Ontology annotation, cellular component: nucleus. The record is from RefSeq and is a predicted model, not a curated record.
UUUGAAGCAUUUGCAGUUAGCUCGUGUGGUGGGUAGAGCUACACUGUGAGAAAACUAGCGUUAACACUCAGAUAAAUAUAUUUAUCUAGCUAAUUCCGAUGUGAUCGUAGGUUUUCUCUGCACACAUUUUCGUAGAUUUGCUUGAUGCAUUGCUAUCACGAUGUUAGGACAUUACCCAAACGUGGAAAAGACACAACUGGUUAGCUAUGUGGAAGAUUAUCUGGAAUGUGUGGAGUCUUUGCCUUUGGACAUACAGAGGAAUGUUUCACUGCUGCGGGAAAUCGAUACGAAAUAUCAGGAGGUGCUGAAGGAGGUGGACGAUGUGUUCGAGAAGUACAAGAAAGAGGUGGACGGGGGUCAGAGGAAGCGUCUGCAGAACCAGCUCCAGCGGGCGCUCAUCAGCAGCCAGGAACUGGGGGACGAGAAGAUCCACGUGGUGACGCAGAUGAUGGAGCUGGUGGAGAACCGCUCCCGGCAGAUGGACUCGCACUCGCUGUGCUUCCAGGAGCCCGCCGAGGCCGAGAGGGUCGCGGCGGAGAAGGGCCGGCAGGAGGCCCCGCCACCCGAGCGCUCGUCCGCCCGUAGACCCCGGCGCCAGCGCAACAGCGAGAGCCGCGACUCGGGCGGCGCGGCUAACGGCGUGGAGGAAGCCGGCGAAGAGCCGCCACCACCGCCACCGCCCAGGGAGAAGAAGUCCAAGUCGGCGAAGAAGAAGAAGCGCUCUAAGGCCAAGCCGGAGCGAGAGGCGUCGCCGGCCGAGUUCACCAUCGACCCCAACGAGCCCACGUACUGCCUGUGCGACCAGGUGUCCUACGGCGAGAUGAUCGGCUGCGACAACGAGCAGUGCCCCAUCGAGUGGUUCCACUUCUCCUGCGUCGGACUUACCUAUAAGCCCAAGGGGAAGUGGUACUGCCCGAAGUGCAGGGGGGACAGCGAAAAGACAAUGGACAAAAGCAUUGAGAAAACGAAAAAGGAUAGAAGGUCAAGGUAGUGAUCUGGGUCGGCUGUGUUUUUGUUUUGUUUUUUAUUGUCAAAAACGUUCUUGCUGACGAAACAAUCUUUUGAGAGGUGCAUUCGGUUAACUUUGCAGACUGUGUUGAUAACACAAUAUCGAAGAGGUGAGACUGUCGAGUUUAGUCUGUUGCCGCACUUUGCCAAAGGACUAUAAAUGUGUGCUGUUACAACAGCAUCGGAUGUUGCAUUGACAGCCAGAUGACCUCUUUUAUAUCGAUUAAAAAAAACUAAAGGUGAUCAAAUAUACUGCCAUUACACUAUAGAGGUAUAAUAUUUUGUCAGAUGUGUUUAACAUCACAUGGUUGUCAGAAACUGAAUGCAGAUGAAUUACAAAUGCACUAUAUGGGUGUCCUUUGAGGUUGGCAUAAUCAGAGAAGCCUUUGAAACUGGAAUUCAGAGACUGAACAUCUAAACACACAGGGCAUAAGGUCAAAAUACCUUUUGGGAUGCACAGGGUUUUCUAGGCCAUGACUAAAAUAGAUCUGUGACGAUGAUUUUCUCCUUUUCUUUUCAAUAAAAGUGCAAAAAUAGUUUUGG